AUGUUUGGAACGCUACAUUUGGACCUGCAGAACAACAAUCCUGAGUUCAUCCAACAUGCUGAUGGAGUGGCUUUCAUGCCGCGCGAGAAAACUGAAGUGCAGCGGACAGAAAACUGGGUGUACGCGGUGCAAGGCAACCGCAUUAACAUGCACAUAUUCGUCCAUCUACGACGCUGGCGAGCGGCGCCGCCGACGGGCAGCCAGCCAGAAAAACAUGGGGCAGAACCAGAGCCAGAGGCAGGGAAACACUGGCUCUUCUGCAGGAAGCAAUAUCCCGGCACGAUCCCCAUGAGAAUCAAGGAUACUGCCUCAAUCCCCUUUACCCAAUCUGAACCAGGAGAUCCUAGACGAACUGCUUCCGAUGCAAGAGUUCGCCCCGGACUCGACUCCGAUAUCCGUAUCCGUCCCUGGGCUGGCCUUGAAGAACGAAUAUUUAUUGGGCAUUGGCAGCGACAAGCUACUGCUUCCAGACACUCUCGGCAUAUCGACUCCGAACAGCUCGUGCUUCCGAACUGCGAUCUCCCAGCGCACCGUGAAUCGACUGACACAUCACUGGACUCGACCCUGGCCUGGCAAAAAGAGGCCCGCACAAAUUGCUUGAAGAUGCUCCGAUGUAAGCACUGCAAUUCCCGGUCGGACUACAUGAUGCUUCUUACCGUUGUGUGUGAUAAGCUCGCCACGCUCAGCGGCAAGGUUAUUGCCAUUUACCUGCAGCAUUGCAACAAGAAUCCCCCAGAGGCGACCAGGUUUCCAACCCCUUCUUGCUCGCCUCCCAAAAGCAGCAACAAGAAUCCUCCCAACGGGAUGUUUGUGGGGAACUAUGAAAUUGACAAUCCGAGCGAAUGGUCUAGCGUUAUGAGUGUUUUAAUGCGAAUACAACUGCGCAGUCUGUGGUCGCUGAUGCAAGAAGCGAAGACGGUCGCCUACAUGGCGUCUUUGAGCACACAGCUGGCCAAGUUGCAGGAUACGGAGCACCGGGUGUCCAAAUUGAUAGACGUUUGGAAGAUUUGA
Messenger RNA from Aspergillus thermomutatus, 1011 nucleotides. RefSeq lists its product as uncharacterized. The record is from RefSeq and is a predicted model, not a curated record. The transcript has 5 exons. NCBI's taxonomy places the organism in Eukaryota, Fungi, Ascomycota, Eurotiomycetes, Eurotiales, Aspergillaceae. The coding region runs from base 1 to 1011 and encodes 336 amino acids.